AAUAAACACGGAGAAGAAGAAGAGAAAGAAUGGAGAGGCUAAUGUUAGCAGCUUGUAGGCUGAUUAUGUAGCCAGUUAGCCAUGUAGCUAAACCUAUUAUCUCAGGUAACCGCUGUACUGAUAGUAAUAUAAUAUUCAAACGCCAUAAAUUCGGCAUAUAGACACGCAUUAAUAAAUCGACUGCCAAAAACAAGGAAGUUAUUACGGAAAGAUGCAGGCAGGUGCACCUGCAAUUGGUGCGCCCGUGGCAGUAGCUGGUGGUCAGAGUCGAUCAGAGGAUGAGGAGUCACUGGGGAUAAAAGAUGUGAAAAGGACAGCAACACAAGCCUUUGGUGGUGGUGUUCCCAAACGCAGAAGCUCCUCCAGGUCAAUAAAGAGGAAGAAGUUUGACGAUGAGCUGGUGGAAAGCAGUCUGGUCAAGUCAUCCAGUAGAGUCAAAGGUCCACCUGUCGUAGAGCCAGUCCGCUGUUCAGGGAACGAGCCUUCGUUCAGUGAGAAGAAAAAGGUGACAAAAUCCAGCACUGCUCUCACACCGCCACUUGCCAUGGUGGUAAGCCCCGCACCCAUCACCAAAAGGGUGAAGAAAAGCAAGCAGCCUCUACAGAUCACAAAAGACCUGGGCCGGUGGAAACCCACUGAUGACCUGCUGCUUAUAAAUGCUGUGCUGCAGACCACAGACCUCACCUCCGUUCAUUUGGGGGUCAAGUUCAGCUGUCGUUUCACCCUACGGGAGAUUAAAGAGAGGUGGUACGCUCUCCUCUACGAUCCUGUGAUCUCAAAGCUGGCGUGGCAGGCCAUGCGACAGCUUCAUCCGGAGGCCAUCGCCGCGAUCCAAAGCAAAGCUCUCUUCAGUCAGGCUGAGGAGGCUCAGCUGGCUAAGAUUGGUUCGACGAGUCAACCCAAACUGGAGGUGUUCCAGGAGCUCUUGAGCAAGCACCCCAGUGUGUUUCACCCCUCUCGCACCCCCAAGAGCCUGCUGGUGCACUGGCAGCUGCUCAAGCAGUACUACCUUCUGGACGACCAGAGUGUCCAGCCUCUCCCUAAAGGUGACCAGGUCCUCAACUUCUCCGAUGCUGAGCAGAUGGUUGAUGAUGCAAAAUUAAAGGAGAGCAGAGACGAGGUGUUGGAGCAUGAGCUGAUGAUUUCUGAUCGUCACCAGAAAAGGGAGAUAAGACAACUGGAGCAGGAGUUGCCACGUUGGCAGGUCCUUGUGGACAGCAUCACAGGGAUGAACUUGCCAGACUUUGACAACCAGACUCUAGCAGCACUGAGAGGACGAAUGGUACGCUACCUUAUGAGAUCCCGAGAGAUCACGCUGGGCAGGGCAACCAAGGACAAACAGAUAGAUGUGGAUCUGUCACUAGAAGGGCCUGCCUGGAAAAUAUCUAGGAAACAAGGGAUUAUAAAGCUGAAGAACAAUGGAGACUUCUUCAUUGCCAAUGAGGGCAGACGACCCAUCUACAUAGACGGCAGACCGGUCCUGUCAGGCAACAAGUGGAAACUAAACAACAACUCUGUAGUGGAGAUUGCAGGUCUUCGAUUUGUGUUUCUGAUUAACCUGGAACUCAUUUCACUAAUCAAAGCUGAAGCAGCCAAGAUGAUACAGCAGUGACUGUCAGCCUCCCGACAGAGGAGUGGAAACACAAGCUGUGGCAAGCAUAUGGAUCCAGUCAGUCCCUCAAUAUAGAGCACUGGCCAGCAGCUGUCCUCAUGAGGCCCGGCAGUGCCACCAAGAGCCUGAGUGACAUUUGCUAACAACUGAAAAUGUGAAUUUCAAGCAGCCUCUUUGGCUCCGACUUCAUCAUCAAGCAAGAUUACUGCAAGUACUGCUGGAUAAUUGGGUGUUUUUCAUGUUGUAAUGUAGACACUCCCAUGAUAGAGCCUUGUUUAUCCAGUUUUUCAGUAUAUUGAAUUGUAUUUAAAUUCUGUACUAAAAGCUUUUUCAGAAUAUUAAACUUGUAUACCCAUA
Messenger RNA from Myripristis murdjan (pinecone soldierfish), 1969 nucleotides. It is a transcript of the gene mcrs1, whose product is annotated as microspherule protein 1. Gene Ontology annotation, biological process: positive regulation of transcription by RNA polymerase II. Bases 212 to 1612 code for a protein of 466 amino acids. Gene Ontology annotation, molecular function: G-quadruplex RNA binding; protein binding. Gene Ontology annotation, cellular component: Ino80 complex; MLL1 complex; NSL complex. The record is from RefSeq and is a predicted model, not a curated record. Lineage: Eukaryota; Metazoa; Chordata; Actinopteri; Holocentriformes; Holocentridae. The transcript is spliced from 14 exons.